AUGGCGGGGGUCGAAAGGAGACUCGUAUAUCGGGGAGUGGCAGGAGGGAAGGCAGAAGGAUACGGAGUGCACACAUGGACCAACGGAGAUAGGUAUGAGGGCGAGUUUCGGAACUGUCUGAAGCACGGAGAAGGACUUCUUCAAGGGAAUUUCAGAGCCGGCCUGCGCAACGGCCAGGGCGUCUGGAAGAAGGGGCCCGGACGGAGCGACAAGUACGAGGGCGAGUACGUCGACGACAAGAAGGAAGGCUACGGGGUGUUCGUAUGGGCCGAUGGGAGAGUCUACAAGGGCCACUUCCUCAACGACAUGCGGGAAGGCUUCGGGGAAAUGACGCGCACCGAUGGCAGCGUCUACCGCGGCAACUGGGCGGCCGACCAGGAAACCGACCCAGUCGAGAAGUCCAUCGAGCACGACGAGGAUUGCGAGUUGUUCGUGCCUUCGCAGGGCUACUUCCCCGAGCACCCCACCGAGGAGGGCCACAACAUCCGUCCCUACUACCCCGAGGAGGAUAUCCCCCAGCCGACUCCUCUCUACCACGAGCCUCAGCCGCCAGCGAUCCUCAAGUCGGCAUCGAGGAACUUCCGCCCGCGCAGUUUGGCGAAGAGCGGGUCGAGGGGGGAGCAGCGUUCGCGCGGGGGCGAGAGCCAGGGAUCGAAGGCGAGGGGAAUGGUGAAGAAGCUGUCGGUUGGAACUGUGGCAGGAAAACCCAAUCCCUAUCGGCAAGCCAACGAGAAAAUGCUCGCUUCUUCCUUCUUCCUCUACAAUUAA
This is a messenger RNA of Nymphaea colorata (pocket water lily), 768 nucleotides long. RefSeq lists its product as uncharacterized. Lineage: Eukaryota; Viridiplantae; Streptophyta; Magnoliopsida; Nymphaeales; Nymphaeaceae. The transcript has 2 exons. The record is from RefSeq and is a predicted model, not a curated record. Bases 1 to 768 code for a protein of 255 amino acids.